CCAGAGGCUCAGCGUGCUCGAAUGUUUCUCUGUCUCCAAAAAGGGAGCUUGAAAUUUUGUUAUUCAAACUUCAAUUUUUUAUUUAAAGGGAAAGAGCAGGGUUUGGUACGAUGAGUCGUUUGAAUCCUCUUAAACCUGAAACAUGUCGAAGAACAGUGAGCCUUGAAACAGUUCAACCGCACCAUGUUAAUCAUGAACACAAACUUCGCGGAAAAAGGGAGAUUUACAAACUGCGCAACGAUGCAUACGCGAAGCCGAUGUACGGAAAUUCGGCGGAGAAAGAAAGAGUCAAGUAAGUCGUUAUUAAAAUCAAGUUAACUUUUUAAAGGUUGUAAAAAUGUUGUUAACCACUCCUGUUGAAGUGGCAGCGAAUCAAACAGUAAAUUUUAAUGAACCUCCGUCACCUGUAAAGAACAGUUGUCUGGUUUAAUGUUGGUAACAACUUCCUGUGCAAAGAUCCUGGUGUUGGGGGUUCUCCCUAUUAUCUAAUGCUACUGUUAUACAUAGAUUUUAAUAAAAUAACAGCAGAGCGGAAAUUUUUGAGGAUUUCUUUUAGUUUUACUGCGCUGAUCGUGUCUGUUGUAUUUCAAGGGGGAUUGGAACAAUCUAUUGCGCAGAUCAAAACCCUUCAAUGAUCGACGAUUCUGAAAGGAACAACAAAUGGAUUGUUCCACGGUCGUAGUGAAAAGAGUAUGAUUAUGCCUCAAUAUUGCGCUCCCGAUUAAUUACAAGUCUAACAAUUUUGAACGCGAGUGAGCCCGACAGCGCCUGCGAGUAUAUCACCGCGGUGGCUUUUGAACCUCAAUCAUGCCUUUCUUUAUCGCGAGUUAUUAAAAUUUAAUGACUUAUUCUUCAUUCAUUCAUUCAUUCAUUCAUUCAUAACUUCUUCUAAACAUAAUAUUUCUAGGCAAGAGAGUCGUAGAGCACUGUUGCAACAAAUGAAAGAAAAAGAUGAGGCCCACCAAACACACCUGACUGAAAGGAUAAAGGAAAGUGACUUUGCUAUAAACUAUGACAGGAUCUGCUUACAGCAGGACAAGGAAGAACGAAUCAGUAAAGAGAAAUAUCUGCAACAGUUUCGGAAUGAAAACAAGCGGGUAAGCAUAUUUAAUUUUCCCCUUGAUAGUUUUUUUGUAGUUGGCCAACCUGCGUAACUGCCUCAACUUCAUUCCCAGAUCAGAGCAAAGGCCUGGAGUCUAGCGCAACAAUCUUUAGGCACCUGUCUCCCUUAAAGAGCAAAGUGAUUACAUUUUAACCCUUUACACCCUAACAUCAGUAUGCAUAUUCUUCAUACUGUUCUUUAUACAUUUCCUAAGGUGCUGACAGGGAGAAUUUGUUUAACAAUCAAUCACUUCUUUUAGUUGGUGAUGAUUUUUUUGAUUCUCUUGACCUUACUGUGUGAUUCAGGGGUGAUAUUGAAAGGAGAAAUUAGAUGCUAGUUGCCCUUAGGGGUUAAAGUGUUACCAGGGUAAUUUAGUAUUAUCAACUGAAUUCAUAACAUAAAUUGGCCAUCAUAAAGAGUUUCAAAGCUGAUGUUUCAAGUGUUAGCCCUUCACUAUUCACUCUGACAAAUGGCUAACACUUGAAACCUUAUUCUGUCCCACCGAAGCAGCACCAAAAUUUCUUUAGAAACUCAAUUAUGUUUUGAUCCCUUUAAAAGUUAUGUUGCUCUUUUUGCUUCAGUUGAUGGAACUGCGUGCAGAACAACAAAAGAGAAACACAGAGAAGAGACAUUUGGAGGAAAGGGACCUUCUACAACAGAGCCCAAUCAACUGGAGUCACACUCUACACUAAAAGACAUUCAUAAUUAAUAUAAAUGGCACCAAUUUGAACAAGGAAAAUUUGCUUUUUAUAGUUUAUUGAUUUUAUUUGUGGUGUGUUCAUAGCCAAAAUGACAGCUUGUUAAAUGGAAAUCACAGGACUGGUGUACUUCAAAUAAAGCUACAUCUGUCCACAACAAAAGAGAAUUCAACCAAGACUAAGCUUUUCAAAUGGAGGUUUCUUAGAGUGUUUCUUAACACACAUAUGUUAAGAAUAUUAAUGAAUGAUGAAUUUAAAUGUAAUAACUUAAUUUUUGAGUUCCAAUAAUAACUAAAUUUAUUUUUUGAGGCACCAUAUAAAAAUGUUACAAUUCAACUUUCAAAUAAUUUCAAGUGCUUUGAGGCAUUCUAACAUGAAAAGUUUUGGAAAAUAAUUUCUUUGAGUAUGAGAGCCUAUGUCAAAUACAUUUAAUUUGUAAUCUCCCUUCUGGGACACUUAUUCAAGGGACACAAAUUGUGACCCAGUCUGGAAAUAAUGUUCCUACAACUGUCCUCUGAAUUUCUGACUUCUGAAUUUAGGAGACAUCUCUCCUUCAACAAGACAUCUCUGUGGAGGAGAGACUUUACCAAGCUGUAAGCAUGUUUGUGGGAUGUAGGUUCUGUUGUAAGAUUGUUAUAGCACAUGUGAAAUAAGUCUCAGUGAUAGCAAUAAAAGAUGU
Molecule: messenger RNA, 2479 nt
Organism: Pocillopora meandrina
Lineage: Eukaryota; Metazoa; Cnidaria; Anthozoa; Scleractinia; Pocilloporidae
Source: the annotation of a GenBank genome assembly